AUUUCCUUUUCCCAGAAUGCUCAUGUGUGAUUCAGGUACACACGGCCGAGGGCCACCAGCUCAUACCACGAGUCAAACUUUACCUCCCGUCGGUAUAGUACUUGUGCACGGUCGAGUAUCCAUAGUGGUAGCCCAGCGCAGUGCAGUACACUUUAUUGCGCAAAGCCAAUACUCAUCAUCCCCCCUUCCAAGCGAACCCCCCUCCUUAAUCAGUAGAGAUUUCACCGCUUGAAAUAUUCUCACUCUUGAAAGCCGAUCGCCAUCCGGUAUGGCUCCUCACGCCCGCACUUCUAGACACGGCCUGCUGCACGGUCACGUACUGCCACCUCGAUACGCGGCGAAGGCUGUCCUCUCGUUCGGGGCGACACCAUAGCAGCGCAAAUUGCUCUGCGGUCUCAUCAAUGAUAGGGCGGAGCCCGAUACGGUGAAGGCACUGUUAGGCUUUGACGCCGUCGAUCGCGUACACCGUGGCGGUCUCUCAGAGCGGGGGUAUGACGCUCUUGCUUCUGGGAUAUCUUUUGAUUGAGGUUAGUGCUCCCAUAUGCGGUGAGCGGAGACCACUGCACUUUGUGGCUAGGAAGGCGCGUGAGUGGGUCUCUCUCUGUGUGGUUGGGAUGGGAGGGAAGAUGUGGAUGCUUGGGGCCGAUAGGGCUGGACUCUGUUGGUGGGGCCGGCGAAGCAGGGGUGGGGGGAUUCUGGGUGCUCUGGAGAGUGGUAUCGAUGGCAGUGUGAAUCUUUCUUUACUCGAGGGAUCUCCACUAAAUCGAGGUAGGCAUGGGACGAAAACCCAGGAUCUUGGAAAGGAGGGUCGAGGGACAUUUAAAUAAUGGACGGUAUUUGCCACCUUGUUUCGGGGAACUUGGUAGGGUGGGUUGGGAUCAGAGACGAAUGCCUCUUUCUAUCCACUAUAUCAAUAGAUGAGUGGUGUUGAGGAAGUCAAUAUCAGUAACUUAAAGUGUGUAUUUCAAGCU
This is a messenger RNA of Tuber melanosporum (Perigord truffle), 971 nucleotides long. RefSeq lists its product as uncharacterized. The transcript has a single exon. The record is from RefSeq and is a predicted model, not a curated record. NCBI's taxonomy places the organism in Eukaryota, Fungi, Ascomycota, Pezizomycetes, Pezizales, Tuberaceae. The coding region runs from base 492 to 827 and encodes 111 amino acids.